This is a messenger RNA of Spodoptera frugiperda (fall armyworm), 870 nucleotides long. RefSeq lists its product as uncharacterized. NCBI's taxonomy places the organism in Eukaryota, Metazoa, Arthropoda, Insecta, Lepidoptera, Noctuidae. The record is from RefSeq and is a predicted model, not a curated record. The coding region runs from base 173 to 496 and encodes 107 amino acids. The transcript has 3 exons.
CGUUCCGCUUACACCCUGUAUAACGAAGCUCGAAAGAAUAGCUAAAGAAAGAAGACAGAAAAAGAAAAAAGAAAGCUAAGCUAGCUUCGAACUAAAUUUCGGUACCGUAUUCCGUACAAAUUAGUACGAAACUCGACCACCACUGGCCAACGGUACAACUAAAUAUUCAAUCAUGAAAAUACUGUGUGUGUGUGUGUUCGUAUUCGCUAUGGGGGAAGCAUUACCCCCACCAAUAGUGUUGACAAAUGACGGUUUGUCAAAAGUGGUGGUAACAAUAGAGGUGAAGCCAGAACAAUCACCGAUUCCAUCUCCAAAAGUGAGAAAUGGUACAGCUGAAGAAAUACCUUUCGUCUCCUACUUACCGGCUUCAACAAUAGAACAUCUAUACAACAAGUUGCAGCUACUUAAGCCAAGUACUGAUGAAGAAAUACCUUUCGUCUCCUUUUUACCGGCUUCAACAAUAGAGAAUCUAUACAACAAGCUGCAGCUACUUUAGCCAAGUAACUGACAUGACAUUCAACAAUUAUUUUACCUGCGGGCCUAGUGCCAGUUUCUUUUACGUUAAAGCGAUCGACAAGUUUAUGACGUUCGGCGCUCUGAUUGGCCGACCAACCACCCAACCAAUCAGAGGGCUAAACUUAAAAACUAUUGCGGAAAUAUCGAUGAAAUUUUGUAAAAAUAUAGAUUCAAGUUUUCACCAAAAUUUGAAAAAAAAAAAUAUAUUUUUGUCAAAGAUAAGUAUAAAAAACCGAAAUCGUAGUUUUUUAAAUUUUCCACAAAAAUUUGUUUGCCUUCCAAGGGUUGAUUUCUUAGUUGUAUUUAUACUUCUAUUUAGAGCUGUUAAGAUAAAAAUAAACCAUUUAAUUGAUA